This is a messenger RNA of Megalops cyprinoides (Indo-Pacific tarpon), 2628 nucleotides long. Its product is annotated as keratin, type II cytoskeletal 8-like. The record is from RefSeq and is a predicted model, not a curated record. The transcript is spliced from 9 exons. Gene Ontology annotation, molecular function: structural constituent of skin epidermis. Gene Ontology annotation, biological process: keratinization; intermediate filament organization. Gene Ontology annotation, cellular component: keratin filament. Lineage: Eukaryota; Metazoa; Chordata; Actinopteri; Elopiformes; Megalopidae. The coding region runs from base 71 to 1738 and encodes 555 amino acids.
AGUAGAGUGCACCGGGCUCCCUGCAUUUCUCACAACCAGCCUCUAUUAAGCUACAGCUCCACGCACCAAGAUGUCGACCAGAACCAGGAAGACCACCAGCUACUCAGUGGUGACCUCUGGAUCGGCACCCCGAAAUUUCAGCAGCCGGUCCUACGCUGGCUACUCCUAUGGGGGCGCCAGCAGGGGACUAGGGGCUGGUUUGGGGGGUGCCGGUCUGGGUGUCUCUGGGGGGUACAUCUCCAGUUCUGCGGCUUACGGGGGUGGCAUUGGCCUGGGCAUGGGGGCGGGUAUGGGCAUGGGCAUGGGCAUGGGCAUGGGUACUGGUGCGGUCACUCCCGUCACCGCGGUAACCGUCAACAAGAGCCUGCUGGCACCCCUCAACCUGGAGAUCGACCCCAACAUCCAGGCCGUCCGCAACCAGGAGAAGGAGCAGAUCAAGACCCUCAACAACCGCUUCGCCUCGUUCAUCGAUAAGGUUCGAUACCUGGAGCAGCAGAACAAGAUGCUGGAGACCAAGUGGAGCCUCCUCCAGGGCCAGACCACCACCCGCUCCAACAUCGACUCCAUGUUCGAGGCCUACAUCGCCAACCUGCGGAGACAGCUCGACAGCCUGGGCAACGACAAGAUGAAGCUGGAGUCCGACCUGUACAACAUGCAGGGCCUGGUGGAGGACUUCAAGAACAAAUAUGAAGACGAGAUCAAUAAGCGCACAGAAUGCGAAAAUGAAUUUGUGGUCGUCAAGAAGGACGUGGACGAGGCCUACAUGCUGAAAGUGGAGCUGGAGGCCAAGCUGGAUAGCCUCACAGACGAGAUCAACUUCCUGAGGAUGAUCUACGAGGAGGAACUGCGUGAGCUGCAGGCCCAGAUCAAGGACACCUCCGUGGUGGUGGAGAUGGACAACAGCCGCAAGCUGGACAUGGAUGCCAUCGUGGCUGAAGUGCGCGCCCAGUACGAGGACAUCGCCAACCGCAGCCGCGCCGAGGCCGAGUCCUGGUACAAGACCAAGUAUGAGGAGAUGCAGACAUCUGCUAGCAGGUAUGGGGAUGACCUGAGGACCACCAAGCAGGAGAUAGGCGACCUGAACCGAGCAAUCCUGAGGAUCCAGUCUGAGAUUGAAAUCAUCAAGGGGCAGCGCGGCAACCUGGAGAACCAAAUCGCCGAGGCGGAGGAGCGCGGGGAGCUCGCGGUGAGGGACGCCAAGAUGCGCAUCAACGACCUGGAGGACGCACUGCAGAGAACAAAGCAGGACAUGGCCCGCCAGAUCAGGGAGUACCAGGACCUGAUGAACGUCAAGCUGGCCCUGGACAUCGAGAUCGCCACCUACAGGAAGCUGCUGGAAGGAGAGGAGGACAGGCUGGCCAGUGGCAUCAAGGCCAUCAACAUCUCCAAACAGAGCUACAGCUCAAACUACAGCCCCUUCCCAAUGGAGAGUGCACGAACAAGCUACAGCAGCUACAGCAGCUACGGCGGCGGCUAUGGGGGCAGUGUUAGCAGCGGGGUGAGCAGCGGUUUUAGCAGCGGGGUUAGCAGCGGUUUCAGCAGCGGAGUUAGCAGCGGUUUUAGCAGCGGGGUUGGCGGCGGCGUUAGCGGCAGCAUUGGAGGUGGCGUCAGCAGUGGCCUUGAGGGCGGCGACUACAGCAUCGCCCAGACCAAGAAGAGCAUCGUGGUCAAGAUGAUCGAGACCAAGGAUGGCGAAGUGGUGUCCGAGUCCUCCGACGUCAUCGAGGACUCCGAGUGACGUAGUACCGUACAGGUGUCAUGUUUUCCUCACAGCCCUGGAUAGCGCUAACAUAUUUUCAUACUCUCUAUUUCAAAGUAUUAUCACCGGGGAGUGUUUCACAACUGACACUCCAUGCAUCGGCAACGUUUUGUUUACAUAUUCAAUUUUGCAUCUGAAGUGCAAAGUAAAGUGUCUAGUUGACUUUUUUGUAGUUCAGACAAAAGACAACAAAGCCAAUGUUAUCACCCAAUAUGGUCAUAUGGUCAGUAUUCCUUACAUUUUCCUACAAAUGAGUCAUCUGGCUUGCUGACUUUUUUUAAAGACAUCCCUAACUUGUUACAAUUUUAACGAAACAUUAUAACAUGACUCAGAACACACGAUGGAGUCCAAGUCUAAUGUUGCCCAAGUCGCAUUAGGUUAUUUGAUGAGAUGCAGCUGACCAAUUCACAGCAGUUUUCUGCCUGGUUACCUCCGAUGCUCGUGUUUACAGUCACUGGUUACAGUUGAACAAUCUCUAUUACGAUAACGAAUAUGAAUCUGUCCAAAGAAUUUGCUUCACCUGCUGGUUGAAGGGGACGAUGCAAUCAUCCUUCCAUGUUUCCUGUCAUUUGAGUCAUUGAUUAGUUAAACAGAUUCGUUGAUACUUAUUUUUUUUACCGCUGAUUUUCAAAGCACAGGUGGAUAUUUGUAACCCCCUUGCAUUUCGUAGCGUUUGAUUAUGACCCAAGCUAUGUCUCUCCCAGACUCUUAACCGGUAUCUCCUAAAAUAAUAAGCCGUGAUCUUAAAUCAAAUCCUCUUCUGCCCACCCAUAGCUGGAGAUCAGUUUGCAAAGUUCCUGCAAAGUUCCUAGAGCACACGCAAGUGUCUGUCUCUCAAUUUUUUUUUUUUUUUGAUGCCAACACUGUAU